GACCAACUCUACUUGCGAAGGACCAAGCGAAGCCUGACGAUUGAGCGCGGCGCAAGGAAGGCGUUCACACCAACGAGGUCGACUUUUCGAGCGGGUGUGCUGCGAUAAGGGACACUCGGACUCACUAUAGCCAAGAGCUGCCCCACAAACAUUAGGAGGACGACGACGAGGGCGAAGACGUGCCGACCAAGCUCGCGUGACCGAGAGAGACCAACACUAUCGCUAAGGCUCAAUUCCUGGAUGCGGACGCGAUAGGAUCAGAGCAUGGGGAUCUGGCAAGCGGCGACGGCUCCUUUGGGCAGCAGGGGUGAGGCUAAGAGCAGAGAGGGACCGCAAGCACCCCUAGCUGCCCCCACGCUGCUGGCGGAUGCGCAAUCACUGCUGAGGCGCUUUGUGGCUUAUGUCGACCCAACUGCACUCAGGGGCCUCAGCCAAGAGGAUGGUGCAGAGGUAGACGAGGUGCCAAUCGCCGACUGGAACAUACUGCAUACUUCUUCGACGGGCGCACCCUCGAGCAUGCCGGAUCUGUCUCCGUCCAUCGUCGUACGUGCACAUCCUGCAACCAACAAACACCUCUUUUCGGUCCAGUUCGUCGUUCCUGGCGUCACGGCCCGCCAGUUCUGGACGCUGAUGGCCAACACCACCAACCGGUAUCUGUGGGACGGAAGCAUCGAGGAAGGCGAUGUCAGGCGUUGGCUGCACGCGGACGCGGAGCUCGACGAGCGAGAGGCUGGAAUUGCGGCUGCGCUUGGUGCAAAGGUCGAGUACAUGCGCUUCGGUUCGAUCAUGCUCGUGGCAAGCAAGCGAGACAUGGUCCUCCUCACUGCUGAUACCCGUCUCGACUCCGACGACGCCUCGUCGCCCGAAAAGGUCCGUCUCGUCUCGGCAAGCUGCUCUAUCGAGGAUCCCUCGUUGCCUCCGAGAAAAGGCUACAGCCGCUUUCCACUCAAUAUCGGCGGUUUUCUCGUCGAAGAUCUGGGCUCCAGCGGUCUGCCGGGCGACGACGAUGUGAGCCAAGCGGCGAUCAGAGUCACCCAAGUCUCGGACUUGGGCGAAAUGGCUGCCUGGGUGCCCGCGAGCGUUAUUCGCAUGGUCGCCGGCUCAAUGGUACCGAGAAGUGUAGCAGCUAUUGCAAGGAUAGCUGGAAAGCUGGAAAUCCCAGCAGUGCUGCGACAAGCUCCAACGCAGAUUGGAGAAGAAGAGCCGGCGGAAAGUAUAGAGAAGACAGACAUGCUGGAAGUGGUGGAGCUUCAGUAUGGAUUCUGGCAGCGAAAUCGCUGCAUUCCAGCGCUCGUCACCCCUGAUACCCUUGGCAUGCUGUCAGCGUCGACUGUGAGAAGACGAAGCGGAAGGAGAGUCUCGACAACGAGCUCGAAGCAAUCGCAUCACGUCGCCGCUACGCAGCCACCAGCGUCUUCUGUCUCUUCCUUGGAGUCGGCGCCUGCUCAUAGCGACCCGCCAUACGGACUGACGCUGCAGCGCCUCUCGACGCGGCUGCCAGGCUCUUCUGCACCUUCACCCAACGGUCGAAGCGCACACAAUGCCACAAACGGGUCUCAGGGCUACCCGUUCCCGACAGAUAGAGGCGAGGCUGAGGAAGAGUCUACCAUGGACUCCGACUCGGUGGGCAUUAGCAGUGGGAGAUCAAGACUGAGCAUUGCAGUUGGAAGCGGCUCUGAGACGAUCCCAGGCACACCCGAUCAGGACGACAGCGAGAGGGAAGACGAAGAAACCGAAAGUAGCGACGAAGACGGUGGCGCAGAAAAGUGCGAGUCUGAGACAGGAGGAGACAGAGAUGCGACGUGCAUAGUUCGCCAAGCUAUCGAUCCGGACGAGCAGCAUGUGACUCAGGCACGGCCGAACCUGCUUGGCUCGUCGAGAGACUCUAUGCACGUCUCGCUGGAAGAUGGCGCUCAAAGGCUUCACAGACGACUGGCGCGCCUUUCCAAGGUAUUUCACGAGCAAGGACGAAGUGCUAGCAGUGCUGGGAGCGAUGGACCGGAAAAGGAAGCAGCAGACCUUACCGCCUUGAUCGCCGAAGCCCUACAGGCAGACUUGGGGGGCGAGAAGGUGGCCAAGGGUUUUCAAGAUGGCGCAAAGAGGAAGAGCAAAGCACAACGCGAGGCAAGCCGUAUUUCAGCACUGCUCCUCUCAGGCUCAGACGCGGUCGCUAUGGCCAUUGCACCGGCUGCUCGGCAGAGCUACGCCUCUGUCAGAUCACCCCACAAGUCUGCCUAUCCUUCGGAAGUCAUCGUCGAAGAGCCAUCUGACGCACCAAUCACUGGUCUGGACGCCACUGUCAAAGGAUCUGAGGAACCUUCGAGGCGCACCCGUCUUCAUUCCCUUCAUCGAUCAGCGUCAGGCGCGUCAGCAUCGUUGGCUCCCCCAGCAACGUCGCAGGAGUUCGCAAAUGGGCUCAGACAAAGGGCAAAGGAUGCGGCAUCAAGGAGCCCUUCCUUCGCCUCCUCGCUGAGCAGCAGUGACGCCCUGAGGCGAAAAGCGCUCUCUUCUGAUAUAUCUUCCAUCGCAUCCACAAGCAGCAACGAAAUUGCAGCAUCAGGCUGGACGUCGGGCUUGAAGGACGUUCCAUACGCACUAGCACUGGGUAUUAUCUCGCUCGCCUGGGCGGGCAAACAGUCGAUCGAUGGGCACGUUGAAGAUGUCGCCGAUCAAGGAUCCCAUGAAGACAUUCUGGGCGACCCGGCAGGCUCCUCCUUUGUCAUGCCUUCAGCCUCUGCUCUGGACUCUGCUCGCAAGCUCCUUCAACGAACGACAAAUCCUCUUGUGAUCAAAGCCAGCCCCGCCCCGACACGUCAGCCUCAGAAACCCAGGCCAUCGUCGCACUACGAUCCUCAGGACAGCAAGCUGCACCCGUUCCCUGCCUCGCUCGGGAAAGCAGGUGGACACAAUCUCCCUCCUUUGGGCAUUGCAGCCAACAAGCCUGUGCUGAUGGAAUGCGCACCUGCCAAGAGCCACAAUGGCGACGAAAAUAUGGGCAGCUCCCAUCAUCCGUCCAUAAAGUCCAGCUGGUGGUUUGGCUGACGUGCUUGUUUACUGCUGCUGCUCUCUCGCAUUCAUCACGAUUCUUCGUCGUCAUCGAUGCUCCCCUUGAUGUGAUACUAUCUUGAUGCCCCGCUUUGAUGUGAUACCAUCAUAGAUGCACUUCUCCACAAAGAAGAUCUGAUGUGUUAUCGGAACACGUGCCGCGGCAUCACGGACUGAUAUCCGUCUCGUCCCUAAAAAGCACAAUUGAGGGUCCCCCAAAAUACAGCGAUCACCCUUGGCCCUCUGGCAAAGAUGUCCACCACGCUCAGCGCCGUUGGGGCGAGAAGCAAUCAUAAUGACCC
Acaromyces ingoldii is the source of this 3347-nucleotide messenger RNA. RefSeq lists its product as hypothetical. Bases 265 to 3042 code for a protein of 925 amino acids. Gene Ontology annotation, molecular function: lipid binding. Lineage: Eukaryota; Fungi; Basidiomycota; Exobasidiomycetes; Exobasidiales; Cryptobasidiaceae. The record is from RefSeq and is a predicted model, not a curated record. The transcript has 2 exons.